Messenger RNA from Monosiga brevicollis MX1, 1647 nucleotides. RefSeq lists its product as uncharacterized. The record is from RefSeq and is a predicted model, not a curated record. NCBI's taxonomy places the organism in Eukaryota, Choanoflagellata, Craspedida, Salpingoecidae. The coding region runs from base 1 to 1647 and encodes 548 amino acids. Gene Ontology annotation, biological process: proteolysis. The transcript is spliced from 7 exons. Gene Ontology annotation, molecular function: aspartic-type endopeptidase activity.
AUGGGUCUGGUGACCACUCGGCCCGUCGUCGCCCUCUGGUCUCGCGCCUCUCUGCUUUGGUCUCCCUUUUGGGGCAACCCGGUUCAACUCGUUCAUCUGAUUGUGGACACUGGCUCCUCGGCGCUGGCCGUGAGUCAUCCCAAUUGCACCACGGCCACAAAAAGCCCUUGCACCAGUCAUGCUUUUGAUCCAGCAUACAGUCAAACCUUUGCAGCUUCACGCAUUAGCCAUCGCGUGGUCACCAUGGAAUACGAUCGUGGUCGAUGGCAGGGCUCAAUUGGAACAGAUCUGGUAGAAAUCAUCAACUUUGAGGAUUCCAGGCACAAAAAGCACCGCCAUCAACGUCGAGAUGCUGCGAUUCUUGUCCCUCACACCAAUCACAAGAGCCUGCCCCUCGCACCACACCACAUGGGCAUGAACCGUUCCUCGAGACCUUUGGACUCGGGCCUUCCCUGGGGACAGGCCCACCUGAUCAAGCCCAACUCAACCUUGCAGUUUGGUCGUGCGGUUGGUCGCACACCAAACCUCUUGGCCAAACUCCCUUGGCGGCUUGAGACAGGCAUCAAUCUGAUUGAGCAGGCCUGGUCCAUCUUCACCUUUGGCGGCUUUGACGGAAUUGUGGGCCUUAGCCCGCGUGCGGCUUGGCUACAAUCCAAUCGUGCCCAAGUUUUGCUAUUGCUAAGCGGCCAUCACAGCCGUCUUUGGCUGGCCCACAGCUCCUCGGACCAGCCGGUGAUUGAGGCUCGCCUUCGCUGGGCCAAGCUCGCAUCGGCCACGAAUAGCACGGUCGUGAAACUGCUCGGGCCCCGCAACGCCCUUCACUUCCGUGCUCGCUGCACACAGAUUCUGGUGGACUCGGAGCGUCUGCUCGUGCCGGUCAUGCCAAAAGUAAUGAAAGGAUCCAUGCUCAAUGGCAUCGACCCGCCCACGACCCAGCUUGCCAUGGAGGCCGUUUUUGACACUGGGACCACAUACCUUCUUCUGCCUGCUGUCGUGCACCAGGCUUUGAUGAAGAGGCUUCAAGAUGUUGUCCCGGUGAACAAGGCCAUUUGGGAGGACUAUUGCGUGCAAACACACCCAGCCUUGUGGCCACCCCUCGCCUUGGUCUUGGAUUCAGGCGCCUAUUUGACCCUCUAUGGACGGCACUACUUGCGCGAGCACUCACCCGGACUUUUUUGCAUGGGCAUUGGCUUGUCCCAAGCGCCUAAUGAGGUGGUCAUUGGCUUGCGUGCCAUGGAUGGGCGCCUGUGGGGCUUCAAUCCCCAACAACAUCGGAUGAUGUUCUCGAGCGUGCUGCAGCUGGACCCACCCUCGACACCCAGUGAGGUCUGUCAGUGGUUGAGUGGCCAGCUCACCUCCUUUGCGGCCCAGGUCAAGUGCGAGCCCGUCUGCCGAGCGGAUCUAGCCGCCUCAGCCUCGUACUGUGACAACUUGCACUUGGAAAUUGCCGUGGACCAUCGCCGCUACCGCUACGAGGGCGUUCAGCUCUCGUGGAACUGCCAGCCACUCGCGGCACUCGACAUGGCCAUCAUAGUCAACGGGGCUUGGUCCUCGCUUCAUCAUGUUAUCAUUCUUCUCAGUGGCUUAUCGAUUCAGCUAAUAGACGACAAGGACUUUUUUUCGGGCACAACACACAAAUCAGAAUGA